Molecule: messenger RNA, 1740 nt
Organism: Cajanus cajan (pigeon pea)
Lineage: Eukaryota; Viridiplantae; Streptophyta; Magnoliopsida; Fabales; Fabaceae
Product: Zinc finger C-x8-C-x5-C-x3-H type family protein
Molecular function (GO): metal ion binding
Source: RefSeq, a predicted model, not a curated record
GGAUCAAAGAGAAAAGAAGAAGAAAAACAACUAAUUUUCAUGCAUUUUUAAUUUGAAACGACAGAGCAGAACGAGAACUGAAUGAGAAGUUGAUUUUCCAUGAGCGAUGCGGUGGUUGGUAGAGAAUAUAAUUGAUUUUUAGCUUCGUCUAGGGUUUGUUGAGAAUUGAGAGCAUAGCUCAACACACAAUGAGAGAUAUUUGUCGAAACUUUCAGCGUGGCAGCUGUCAAUACGGAGAAAGAUGUAGAUACUUACAUGUCCAGCAACAGAGAAAACCUAAUGCUCAUGGGUUUGGAGGACAGAACAGUUCCCAUCAACAGCAAAAUACAAAUCCUUUUGGGUUUGGGUCUCACUCUGGCUCUGGCUUUGGCUCGCAACAACAGCAGAAGACUAAUAAUCCUUUUGGUUUUGGCACGCACAACAGCUCCCAGUUAAAUGGGGGGAACCAAUUCAAGCCUUUUGAAAACAAAUGGAGUCGACAGUCAUCCAAACCCCAAAAUGGUGUUUCUCGCCAAUCUAAUAACAACUCCCAACAAGUGGAUCAUAAAUGCACAGAUCCUGAGAACUGUAAGCGGCAGAUUGCGGAAGAUUUGGGCCAAGAGAAACCGAUUUGGAUACUUACAUGCUAUGCUCAUUGCAAAGGUGCUCCUUGUGACAUUGUCGGUGAUAUUAGCUAUGAAGAAUUGCGGGCAUCAGCCUAUGAGGAUGCUAAAAAUGGGAUGAGCUUGCCAUCAAUAGUUGAGAAAGAGAGAAAUAUACUAAAAUCCAAGUUGGUUGAUUUUGAGAAACUACUUUCUGAACCCUACAAAAUGCCAAUCAAUUCUUCUCUUGACCAUCAAAAACACCAAACUGUUGGAGCCAAUGCAAAUCCAUUUUCAAUAACUUCUCAAAAUAAUGGUCCUUUGUCAGUCUCAAGCUUUAGUCAACUGGGUACUUCAUUAAACAUGGGUUUUGAAAGGCCUUCUGCACCACCAACGAACACUCUGGCGCAACCUAGUUUCUUUGGAAGUGGAGUAAAUCUAGGCAGCAGUGGUGUCUUUGGUGCUCAAAGCAUCCCCUAUUCUGCACCGGUGGAGUCAACAAUGUUUCCGGGUUCAACUCAGCAAACAUCUGUUGCCUUCAAUAACUCUGGAGCCACUACAAUGUUUCAAACAACACCAGAUGUUCAGUUGUCAAAUAAGUUGAAAGUUGAGAAUGUGCCGGGAGAAUUCACUAUUUGGAUGCAAGAGACAUGGAAUCCGGGAGAGAUUCCAGAAGAAGCUCCUCCCGAUGCCUAUAUACGAUAGCCAAUUGUAUAUUGCCAUCUGAAACACAGUACUCAAUACUGCGAUGGCACGAUUUGAUGGUGUUUCGGCCUUUCGUGGUUGAAUUACAAAAAUCAAAUAGCAUAUUGUAGUUCUUAUAAGCCCGACUAAAUAUCCCAAAAUGAUUUGACUGCCCAGCACUAUCAAGAAUUUAUUUAUUUGAUUGGGAUUUUAGUUUCCAUAUGUAAUUUUUUAAUGCAUUAAUUUUUCAUUGCUUAUGCAAAAAAUUAGUGUACUUUUUUCUUUAUAAUGUCAGUAUUGAUGUCUUUGUUGAAAGAGAAAAUUCUAGAGUGUCAUUAUUUGUGUCUAAAUGGUCCAAUUGGAUGGGUUGACCUUAUUAGUCCAUUAGUCUCUUGUAUAGCAACAAAAAUUUAUGAUCGAGUUGUAUUUUUUUUAUAGUUAAUAAAAUUAUAAAUGAUGAAUUUAAUAUUAUUUA